This is a messenger RNA of Salvia hispanica, 1818 nucleotides long. The record is from RefSeq and is a predicted model, not a curated record. Lineage: Eukaryota; Viridiplantae; Streptophyta; Magnoliopsida; Lamiales; Lamiaceae.
AUGGAGGGAAAGGGGAAAGGACGGGCAAUUGGGAUCGAUUUAGGGACGACGUAUUCGUGUGUGGCGGCAUGGCAGCACGACCGCAUUGAGAUUAUACCCAACGAUCAGGGCAACCGCACCACGCCGUCUUACGUAGCUUUCACUGACUCCCAUCGGCUCAUCGGCGAUGCUGCUAAGAACCAAGUUGCUAAUAAUCCCAUCAACACUGUUUAUGAUGCAAAGAGGUUGAUCGGUCGCAAAUUCAAUGAUCCAACGGUUCAGAGUGACAUGAAUUAUUGGCCGUUUAAGGUCGUUCCUGGCGCUGAUGACAAGCCUAUGAUCGCGGUAACCUACAGAGGGGAGGAGAAACUGUUUUCUGCUGAGGAGAUCUCCUCAAUGGUGCUUAACAAGAUGAAGGAUAUUGCCGAGGCGUAUCUUGGAUCAGCUGUCACGGAUGCUGUUGUCACCGUUCCUGCUUAUUUCAGCGACUCUCAGCGUCAGGCCACCAAGGCUGCUGGAGCUAUAGCUGGUCUAAAUGUUAUGAGGAUCAUCAAUGAACCUACCGCUGCAGCCAUUGCUUACGGGCUGGAUAGGAGCUACUACCGCAAAGAAUUUGCUACGAUUGAGGCAAAUGUCACUGAAGUGAAGGCUAUUACCGGGGAUACUCAUCUUGGAGGCCAAGACAUGGACAACAGGAUGUUGAAUUAUUUCAUGAAUGAGUUCAAAAUCAGGAAGGGUAAGGAUAAUAGCGGGAAUCCAAAAGCGGUUUGGAGAUUGAGGACCGCUUGUGAGAGGGCAAAGAGGGUACUUUCCUCCACAUUUGAAACCCCAAUCGAGAUUGAGUCGUUGUGUGAGGGGAUUGAUCUGUUUUUCACUGCUAGUCGUGCUAAAUUCGAAGAACUUAACAUGGAUUUAUUUGACAAGUGCAUGGAGCUGGUUGAGAAAUGUCUGAGUGAUGCGAAGAUGGAGAAGAGCAGCGUGGAUGAGGUGGUGCUUGUGGGUGGGUCGAGCAGGAUUCCCAAGGUGCAGCAGCUGUUGCAGGGGUUGUUAGGUGGGAAGGAGGUGCGUAAAACGAUUAAUCCAGACGAAGGCAAGCUGAGUAAUGAAGGCAGGAUUCCCAAGGUGCAGCAGCUGUUGCUAGCUGCCAAGCUGAGUAAUGAAGGCAAUGAGAAAGUGCAGAAUUUGGUUCUUUUGGAUGUUACUCCUUUGUCUCUUGGUGUUGAAGUUAUUGGAGAUGUGUUGAGUGUAGUUAUUCCGAGAAAUACAUGUAUCCCGAUAAGGAGGGAAAAGGGUUUUACCACGACACGUGACAAUCAGACGAUUGUGAGUUUUGCUGUGUAUGAGGGCGAAAGAAGCAAGGCAACAGACAACAAUCUGCUAGGGGAAUUCAUACUGCAAGGCAUUCCCGAGGCGCCCAGAUGUGUUCCUAAAAUCAAAGUGUGGUUCGACAUCGAUGAGAAUGGUAUCAUGAAUGUGUCAGCGGAGCACACAGAGAGUGGAGUGAAGAACAGCAUCACCAUCACCAACCACAAGGGCAGGCUGUCCAGUGAAGAAAUCGAGAGGAUGGUUGGGGAGGCGGAGAAGUAUAGGUUGGAGGAUGAGAAACACAAGAAGAAGGUUGAGGCGCGGUAUGCUGUGGAGCACUACGCGUACAACAUGAGGAACGCUAUUAGAAGUGCAGCAAAGCUAACAGCAGAAGAAAAGGAGACAAUGGAGGAUGCGUUCAAGUCUUUUGUACAGUGGUUGAUCUUCAACGAACAUGCGGAAGUUGAUGACUUCAAAGGCAAGAUGAAGGAGCUCCGGACUGUUUUCGAUCCCAUCAUCCACAAAAUGAAUUAA